AAAAAAAGUUCCUUCCCCCGCUUCUUCCUUUCGCCUCCUCAUAUUUUUCUUCCUCGGGGAUCAAUUCUAUCUAUUUUUUGGCGGUGUCCCGAAAACGUGUGUGUGAGUGCUGUUUAUGUCGUGUGCGUCGGGGACAGUGUCAUUAAUUAGUGGGCCAUCGAGGAAGUAAUUAACUGGAAUGGCAAUGACGAGGAUUGCCGGAGGAGGAAGAAGUGCGUUGUGUGCGAGUCCCACAGCAUGUGCUCGCAAGGCGUCGUUCUAUGUCUGGUUUCUAGGAGCCAGGGAAAGUCCAGGCGUCCGAGGCAGUGGCGUCGUGGCGCCGGCACUGGUGGCCCUACUGGCCCAAGAGCGGGACCUGGAGCCGCUCAAGGUGACACUCCAGGUGUCGGACAAGGGCCUCAAGAUGAUCCAAGUGGCGCCUCGUCGAGUCGGGGCGUCCAGUGCGGAGACCAUCAAACACUUUGUGCCGCGACACGCCGUCACGUAUGUGGCCCAACAAGUGGCGCCGGACGACGAUGUGGUUGCGUGUGUGCUGCUUGUGCAUAGUGCAGGAGGAGGAGGAGGAGGCGGCGGUACUGGGAGCGGCAGUGCUGCUGGUGGUAAUGGAAGCAGUGGCGGAGGCGGAAGUGGUGGUGGUGGUGGAAAUGGAGGAGUGGCGUCCCGAGCUGGCGGCGUUUUGUACGUGCACGCGUUUAGAUGCGAUUGUGCCGACACUGCUGCGUAUCUCGCUGAACAGCUGCAGAAAGGAGAAGAAGAAAAUAAGGCAUUGGAAUCGGCGAAUUUCCCUCCGAAAGCGUUGGUGGAUUUGCCGGAAACGCACGCCCGUAUCCUGGAGCUGGAGUCGCAGUUUUGCGACGACCCGGGGUCGUACUCGUCGGCGACCCCGUCCCCGCAGUACCUGUGGUCUGAUGGCGGCGGCGCCGCUGGAGAAAACGGGCCUCACCGGCGCAGCGGCGGCGGCGGCGGCGGUGGAAAGGUCACGCGGCCAUCGGGGUCGUCGGACCAAAGCAGCGACGGGUCAUCUGCACAGCGGGACCAGAUCUCCAGUCUCUACGACAGCCUGGCCGCUGAACUCAGGGAGAAGCUUGGAGCCGGGCGACGAGGACGAUGGAAACGUGAUCGAGACCACGACGGCGGCGGUGGUGGUGGUGGUAGUAAUGGCGGAGUUGGGGGCGGCGGCGGCGGCGGAGGUGGAGUGGGUGGAGUGCCGGCGCCGCUUUUGUUCCCUCCCAGGGAUUACAACACCGUUUUGCGGAGCUGUGGGAAACUGGACGGAAUCGAAGAACGUGCCUCGCGCAACUUGCAGGACCUGAUGCUGUCCCGAACCCACUCGUCGGCCCUGGAGCAGGACUCUUCAGGGAUCGGAUCCGACGACGCGGCCGACUCUUCUCCGCUGGCGACGCCGGAAAGACCGUCGCCGACUUCGCACGGCGGCGGCGGCGGCGGAAAUGGCAAUAGCGGCCAACUGUCCAUCGCGCCGGCGGAUAUUGGAGGUCAUCAUACUACUAACAAGACGAGCCACGGCGGACAUCCGCAUAGUCAUCAGCAGCAGCAGCAGCAUGUGGCGGCGGUGACGACGACGACGGCGGCGGCGACGGCGAUGCCGACUAAUAAUAGGACCACCGACGUGCGACGGAACAAGUCUCUCUUGCGACUUCGUGACUUUGGCCAGCGGGACGAGGAGGAAGAGUCCCUGGGAGCAAAGCACGGGCACUACGGGUACGUGUUGGUUAACGUCGUGGUGGUGGACCAGUCCUCGGACAACUUGAUGAUGAGCAGCAAACACAAAGUCAACAACAACAAGAUCCCUGCCAACAAACUCCUCGCACCCGACUCGCCAUCCACCACAGCCACGUCAUCCCACAGCACCAGCUCCAACAACAACAACAACAAUGACAUCAUGAUCAACAACAAGCAGUCCCCGAUCUAG
Notodromas monacha is the source of this 1930-nucleotide messenger RNA. The record is from the annotation of a GenBank genome assembly. NCBI's taxonomy places the organism in Eukaryota, Metazoa, Arthropoda, Ostracoda, Podocopida, Cyprididae.